This is a messenger RNA of Plutella xylostella (diamondback moth), 1881 nucleotides long. The record is from RefSeq and is a predicted model, not a curated record. Lineage: Eukaryota; Metazoa; Arthropoda; Insecta; Lepidoptera; Plutellidae.
AAUACAAAAAUCUUUUCGUAAUCAACGAAAAUCGUGCCGCUAUACGCUGCUGUGCUUGUGUACAUCCUGUGUGGAUGUUACCUACCUAAAGACGCCUUUGUGGAUAGUUCUGUGUGAAUAUCCCAUUGCUGCUGCCUAAGUAUUAUGUCCUACCGUGUCAUGACCGGACCUGUUUUAACAGGUUUUAUAAUUAUGUUGUGUACAUUCUAUGUGGAUGUUACCUACAUUCAAAAAGCUUUGUGGAUGGUUCAUAAUGAACAUCUCUGGCUUUACAGGCGCUCCAAAAGAUGUCCCAGUGGCAGGCCCAUCCCGCAUAGACCGACCGGCCAGUGCCGCGCCGAGUGCCGCGCACGCCGGGCCGCCGCCGCCGCCGCCGCCGCCGCCGCCGCCGCUGGAGGGAGAGGACGACGUGGUCGUUCUGGACGACGAGAUGCUCGAGCUGCUCGGCCAAGCGCCGUGUAAGGACAAAAAAUAUGGCCCAAAAAUUCAGAGGGACCUCGCACUACGAUGGGAGUUUGUGGCCACAACGGGGCUGACAAAGGAGGAGCGUAAGGAGCUUCUCGACAGACAUCUAGUUCCAGAAAAUUGCCAAAAAAUAGAUGCACCGCUUUUGAAUGCAGAAAUCAAGGCAGCCUUGUUAGACAAUCCUAUCAAGAAAGACAAGGCCAUUGAAAAUAAGCAAGGUCGUAUCAGCGCCGCAAUAUCAUGCAUAGGGGAGGCUCUUACAAAAAUAUUUGCUCAGAGUAAUAAAGAUACGUCGGUGGUAAAAUUACUUAUCGAAGCUGGGCGCCUUGUGUGUGAUCUACAGCAUACCGAGUCAAUGAAUAGACGUAGUUUCAUAUGUUCCGGUAUUAAGAAAGAAAUUAAGGAUCACAUAUAUGAAACUGAUAUCGACAGAUAUCUAUUUGGCGAAAAACUCGCACAAACCCUUAUUUCUGCCAAGGCGAUCACCAAGUCGGGAUCUGAAAUAAAAAUAAGUUCCGCAAAGAAUAAUUCUUCUGCUUCGAGGUCAAAGUUUCCACGUCCUUUAAACUCGAAGCCCCCACUCCCGUACAACGCGGGUGCGGCAGUGGGCCGCUGGCAGCAGGGAGCGCCGCGCCAGCCGGCGCACGCGCCCCCUCGGCGCCGCCCCCCGCCCCCCGCGCAGACAUCGCGGGCACCGCCGCCGCCGCCGCUGCCACCGCAGCAGCGCUCACAGUACCGCGCUCCACAGCGGCGCCAGUAGAUACGGUAUGUGGAAGACUUCGCUCGUUUUAUAAUCAGUGGAAAAUUAUAACCAAUGACCCUGUAAUUCUAUCCUGGGUUCGGGGGUACCAAAUACCGUUUACGGAACCUCCUAUUCAGUCGCACAAACCGGGAAGCCCAUUUUGUUCGCCGUCUGAUAUUAUUGAAUAUAAUAAGGCCAUUAAUGACUUAUUAGCAAAAGGGGCAAUAUCCGAAUGCGUACCGGUAGAAGGCCAAUAUCUUUCUAGUUUUUUUCUGACCGAAAAACAAAAUGGCAGUAAAAGAUUUAUACUAAACCUAAAAUCACUAAAUAAAUAUGUGUCAACACAACACUUUAAGUUAGAAGACCUAAGAACAACACUAAAAUUAAUUACGCGGGAUUCAUUCAUGGCGUCGCUAGAUUUAAAAGACGCAUAUUUUUUAGUACGGGUCUCCAAAUUACACAGAAUCUAUUUGCGCUUUCAGUGGCAACAACGAACAUACGAGUUUAAUGUACUACCCUUCGGGUUAAGUACAGCACCCUUCGUUUUUACAAAACUGCUCAAACCAGUCAUGUCUUUGCUCAGAUCCCUUAACUAUUUAUCUACUAUUUACAUCGAUGAUAUCUGCUGCGUUGGCAGCAACUAUGACAACUGUCUUAAUAACCUUUCUCAAACA